This is a messenger RNA of Danio rerio (zebrafish), 1662 nucleotides long. The record is from RefSeq and is a predicted model, not a curated record. NCBI's taxonomy places the organism in Eukaryota, Metazoa, Chordata, Actinopteri, Cypriniformes, Danionidae.
AAAGGUUCCUGAAGGCAGUGAAGAUCAAGCAUGUUUAAUAAGAGCUGAAUGAACAAGUGAUCCAACAGGUUUGCCAUUUGUGUUUGCUGAUCAUUUGUCAGGUGAUCACUGUCAACUAUGUAGGAAUAUGGAUAUGCUCCCGUCAUAGUUUAUUUACAAAAUGGAACUAAAGGUGGAAAACUAAAGCUUGAAAAGGGUUGUACAUGGCAGAACGACAAUAUGGUGUUUAUGGCUUUGAGUCUUCGACUGCUAUUCUCUGAGCAAGUUGAGUAUAGUAUCUUGGCCAUAUCAGCUGUGGUUUUCCUUGCAGCCCUUGGCUUUUUGAUAUGGCAAAUUUACCGCUACUGUACACAGUUUCGCGUUUUGCAAAGAGCUGAUGGCCAGCCAGCUAAAAGAGGAGGUUUUCAGAAUGGUAAACAAGCUAUGAAUAAGGUUCAAUAUGAGGAACUGAGCCACAGACUGUCGCCCGGCUCAUCUUGCACUAACCUGGGCAGCAAUUUAGACCUGGCAAGCUUGGAGGAUCUGGAGGAGGAGCACAUCCAGGGAUCUCUGCGAUUUUCACUGUUCUACGAUCAGCUGCAGUCCAAAAUGGUGGUGACAGUACUGGAUGCCCAGGAUCUGGCCGUAAGAGACUUCAGUCACAGUGUGGACCCUUUUGUCUGGGUGCGUUUAAUGUGGGCAGAGAGAGAAGAUAAAGAGAAGAACUCAAUGCGGUGUUUGCUGCACGAAUGGCAGACGCGUAUUGUUAAAAACAGCUGCUGUCCUGUGUUUGGAGAUCAGUUCUCUUGCAUUUUAGCUGAGGAUGAAGUAUCAAGGGUCACUGUUAGAUUUGAGGUUAGGGAUUUUGAUAAAUACUCAAGACAUGGAGUUCUGGGAGAGACCCGUGCUUCUCUGAACACAUUGAAGAUCUCUUAUCCUCUGGAGUUAAGACAGGAUCUGCAAGUACCCAGAAAAGAUAUAGUUGGCGAGGCCCUUCUUUCUCUUAAAUACAUGCCUACAUCUCAGAGGCUGGAAGUGGGAGUGUUGAAGAUCCACACAGUCUGCUAUCAUAAUAAGACUGAAAGAGCUCUCUACGCCAGAACUAUUGUGACCUGCAACCAGAGCAGACUUCGCCAUCAGAGGACAACUCAGAAGAAACGCAGGGAGGUCACUGUGUUUAAUGAGGUGAUGACCUUUGUGUUGCCAGAUCAACAAAUUAAAGAGUGCUCCAUAGAGGUGUCUGUUUACGAGAUUCAGCCUUCAAAGAAGUCCUCCAAGAACCUGAUUGGCCACAUCCAAGUAAAAAAGAACAAAACAGGUGAAAAUGAGCACUGGAAGCAGAUGAUGCAAUCAUUAAGGCAACCAGUCGCAAAUUGGCAUUUAAUCUACAUCUGAUGCACCUUAUUGACGCUUCCCAUCUCCCGAGGUGGAAGGUCAUACUUCCGACUUUUGUUUGCGCUUUCAGGUUGGUUGGACUGAGGAAACAACAUAUCAAGAAUAAAUGGUGCUGAGCUUUUUUUUGUUUUUGUUUUUUUUUUGUAUGCAAGUUUUAACAGCUCUUGGUUUCCUGGACUCAAAAGAUCUCAUGUACGCUCUCUAAUAUUUAUUUUUAACAACAAAUAUUACAGAGAUGAAACAUGUAUAUUUGUAACACGAUAAUGACAACGAUGAUGAUUGCAAUUA